Messenger RNA from Staurois parvus, 502 nucleotides. Lineage: Eukaryota; Metazoa; Chordata; Amphibia; Anura; Ranidae. The record is from the annotation of a GenBank genome assembly.
UGGGAAGAAUGCCCCUUACAUUGGAGGUCAGUGGGAAGAAUGUCCCUUAUAUUGGGGGUCAGUGGAAAGAAUGUCCCUUACAUUGGAGGUCAGUGGGAAGAAUGUCCCUUACAUUGGUGAUCAGUGGGAAGAAUGCACCUUACAUUGGAGGUCAGUGGGAAGAAUGCCCCUUACAUUGGAGGUCAGUGGGAAGAAUGCCCCUUACAUUGGUGGUCAGUGGGAAGAAUGUCCCUUACAUUGGUGGUCAGUGGGAAGAAUGUCCCUUACAUUGGUGGUCAAUGGGAAGAAUGUCCCUUACAUUGGUGGUCAGUGGAAAGAAUUCUCCUUACAUUGGGGGUCAGUGGGAAGAAUUCCCCUUACAUUGUUGAUCAGUGGGAAGAAUGUCCCUUACAUUGGUGGUCAAUGGGAAGAAUGUCCCUUACAUUGGUGGCCAGUGGGAAGAAUGCUCUUUACAUUGGUGAUCAGUGGGAAGAAUGCCCCUUACAUUGGUGGUCAGUGGGAA